Molecule: messenger RNA, 948 nt
Organism: Opisthocomus hoazin
Lineage: Eukaryota; Metazoa; Chordata; Aves; Opisthocomiformes; Opisthocomidae
Source: RefSeq, a predicted model, not a curated record
AUGUUGAACUGUACGACAGUCACAGUCUUCCUCCUCCUGGGCUUCCCCUCCCUUCACCAUCAGGAGCGCCUAAUAGCAAUCACUUUCCUGGCUUCCUAUUUGGUGAUCUUGGCUGGAAACCUGCUGAUCGUCUUCCUCAUUCUUUCUGAAAGAGACCUCUACAGGCCCAUGUACUUUUUCCUUGGUAACCUCUCCGCUCUGGAAAUCUUUAUCGCAACAUCCGUCAUACCCAAAGCAGUAGGGAGCUUGCUGCUGGGCAGCAGAGUCAUCUCCUACCCAGCUUGCUUAACUCAAUGUUACUUCUACUUCCUCUUGGGCUGCACUGAGUUUGUCCUUCUGGCUGUCAUGUCCUAUGAUCGUUACGUGGCCAUAUGUUACCCUCUUCAGUACCCCGUACUCAUGAACAGUCAGCUUUGCCUUCAGCUCCUCUUGGGCUCUUGGACUGCGGGCUUCCUGGUCACUAUUACCCCCACAAUCCUGGGUGCCAGGCUGCCCUUCUGCAAUGCCAAUCAUAUCGACCACUUCUUCUGCGACAGUGUGCUUUUGAUGAAGCUGGCCUGUGCAGACACAUGGGUUGUGGAUCUGGUCACCUGCACGGUCUCAUCCAUCGUCCUAUUUGGCUCACUGGCCAUGACAGUGGUGUCCUACCUGUACAUCAUUAAUACCAUCCUUAGGUUGCCCUCAGCUUCCUCAAGGCACAAGGCAUUUUCUACCUGCUCCUCUCAUCUCGCCAUUGUCAUCUUGGGCUAUGGCAGUUGCAUCUUCAUGUAUGUGCAGCCUUCAAGUCAUUAUGUUUCCUACAACAAGGCAGUGGCCCUUCUCAACACAGUGAUAACUCCUCUGAUGAGCCCCUUUAUCUUCAGCCUGAGGAACCAGCAGAUGAAAGAUGCCCUCAAGGCGGGCUUGAAGAGAAGCUUGAUAACCUCCAGGAGACAGCUUUCCUUCUGA